Cajanus cajan (pigeon pea) is the source of this 756-nucleotide messenger RNA. The record is from RefSeq and is a predicted model, not a curated record. NCBI's taxonomy places the organism in Eukaryota, Viridiplantae, Streptophyta, Magnoliopsida, Fabales, Fabaceae.
AUGAAAACGGUAAUUAUCCGAUAUUUAGUGGUGAGCGCUCAGUCGUCCUACAAUAUACUUAUCGGCAGACCUACGCUGAACAAACUGGGAGCCAUAGUGUCAACAUCACAUCUGAAGGUGAAGUAUCCAUUGCCGAAUGGGGAUGUCGGGGUCCUCAAAGUAGAUCAAGAGGUCGCCCGAAAGUGUUACAAGGACAGUCUGAAGGCGAGAAGGCGUUUAUAUACCGCUCCAGCUGAGAAACACAUCCAUUCCGUUGAACUGGAUCCUAGAAUGGGUCAGUUCGAUCACCGACCCGCCCCCGCAGAAGAUGUCAAGGAAAUGGAGGUAAUGGAAGGGAGAAAUGUAAAGAUAGGUACUUCUUUAACUCCCGAGGACGAAGAGAGGUUGGUAAAGGUUCUAAAAGAAAAUGUGUCGGCGUUUCCAUGGCAUUCCAGCGACAUGCCUGGCAUUGAUCCAGAUUUCUUGUGCCACAAACUUGCUAUAGACCCUAGUGCGAAGGCGGUGAUCCAGAAGAGAAGGAAGUUCGGUGAGGAAAAGCGAAGGGCCAUUGCGGAAGAGACACAAAAGUUGGUAAAGGCGGGACAUGUCCGAGAAAUCCAGUAUCCAACCUGGUUAGCAAACGUAGUCAUGGUGCGCAAGAGUAAUGGAAAAUGGAGGAUGUGUACGGACUUCACUGACCUGAAUAGGGCCUGCCCAAAGGACUCGUACCCGCUACCAAACAUAGACUGCCUGGUGGAUGGAGCGUCGGGGUACUAG